AUGCAGUGGAGUCACGACCGCCGCAAGAUCAUCGGGCGCUUCUUCCCCGACCUGGACGAGCACGCUGCAAUCUACAAAGACCUCCUCCACCACCACCCCGAGCUGCCAUGCCAGGAGCAACGCACCACCUCGGUUGUCGCCUCCCGCCUCAAAACCCUGGGCUUCUCUGUCCAGCGACACAUUGGCGGCCACGGCGUCGUGGGCCUCCUCCCCAACGGACCUGGCGCCAAAGUCCUCCUGCGCUCAGAGCUCGACGCCCUCCCUAUUAUCGAGGCGACGGGCCUCCCCUACGCAAGCAAGGUUGAGCAGGUUGACGCCGACGUGAUAAAAAAGGGCGCCAUGCAUGCCUGCGCACACGAUAUGCACAUGGCGUGUCUCCUAAGCGUAGCCGCACUCCUGCACAGCGCGCGCGCCCUGUGGUCUGGUACAUUGAUCGUCCUCUUCCAACCAAACGAGGAGCGCCUGCUCGGCGCAAAGGCCAUGAUAGAGGACAACCUCUUUGGCAAGAUCCCCCUGUCUACCGUGUGCUUGGCCCAGCACUGUGUGCCCACCAAGAGCGGCACUGUCGCCGUCAAGCCCGGCCGGGUGCUGGGGUUCUUGGACUCGCUGGCUGUCUGGGUUUAUGGGCGUGGCGCACAUGGAGCCACUCCGCAGCUCGCGAUUGAUCCGACCGUGCUGGUAGCGAGUAUUCUCACGCCGCUGCAGACGGUUGAACGAGCGGCCGAGGUCGUGCAGGAGAUGACGCCGGACAUUGUUGCGGAUGAUUCUGUGCUUCUCGCGCUGCCGCCUGGCAACAAGGAGCCAAUUCCAUAUGUGUACUGGAACAUUGGAGUCACGGAUCCGGAAACUUGGGACAGGGCAAACCGCGUGGGAAAGCUGUGGGACUUGGCUCCGACGCAUAGUGCCACUUAUACGCCGGUAAUUGAGCCUACUCUGCGGACAGGAGUCGGGGCAUUGGCUCUCUCUGCGCUGACAUUUCUCCACGUGAAUAGUGGGACAUAG
This is a messenger RNA of Talaromyces rugulosus, 1002 nucleotides long. RefSeq lists its product as uncharacterized. Gene Ontology annotation, molecular function: hydrolase activity. The record is from RefSeq and is a predicted model, not a curated record. The transcript has a single exon. Bases 1 to 1002 code for a protein of 333 amino acids. NCBI's taxonomy places the organism in Eukaryota, Fungi, Ascomycota, Eurotiomycetes, Eurotiales, Trichocomaceae.